AUGGAACCCGCUUCUGAUGGAGAGUCUCGGAGGCGGACUGCUCGAGCCUGUGACUCGUGCUACAGACGAAAGAUCAAAUGCGAUGCCGCACUUCCGCAAUGUAAUUGGUGUAGCCACCACAAUAUGCCCUGUACAUUCGACAGGGUAAUCCAGAGGAAACGGAAAGGGCCUGAAGAGCAAGCUCGCCCGAAAGUCUCACGGCUUUCAGAACGAAUCAGUCGCAUCGAGCAACUUCUCGCAGAGAAUCUGCGGGGUGACCAACUUUCAUUGCCCAAAUCUCCUCAAUCAGUGGACGAUACUACCACCGUGAGCAAUUCACCCAGCACCAACCAGCCUCCAGACUCGUCGUCAGUACGAGUCCACUUUGCAGGUAAAGAGCUGGGUGUAAUAAGUCUACUGACUGGGACGCCGUUCCUUUUCCCUGAGGGACAGGAAUGGAUCACGGCUCGCACUGGGCAACCCGUUUCACUCGAUAAAUUAUCUCCGGCACGAGCACCGUGGGAGAAACAACGUGGACAAAGUUUCAAUAAUUUGCUCAUGAACAUGAAAACCCUCAAUUUCUUUGAACUACCUGACUUGGGGACUGUGCGAGUCUACAUUGAGGCUUACAAGCGCUCCAAGGUCAUGCGUCGUAUCUUCCCUGUCGUUGAUACAGAACUUUUCGAGGAGACAGUCAGUACUGCAUACAGGCAGUCGCUUUCCUCGUUUACAUAUGGUCAAGCCAGCGCCCGGGUAUGUGUGAUUGCCUUCUUAACGUUUGUCUCACGAUUGCCUCCCGUCAACGAGAUUGUUGGCAACUUUCCCAUUGCCCCAAUCGACCACGAUAUGCUUGCCACUAGGAUUAUGUUCUUAAUGCCACAAGUCCUACAAGAGGCUGCUAGUCUUGACUCCGUCCAGGCCAUGACUAUGCUGACUCUCUUCGAGCUAUCAUCGGGAAACAUGCGGGCUACCAACUACUAUGCCGCGGUAUCAGCCCGACUAAUGUUCAUGCUUGGAGGCAAUCUCAACGGCGACCAGACCUUCAAUCAAGAUCCACGCCGCCAUCAAAAGCAGGAGCAACUGCGCAAUCUCUUUUGGAUUUGCUACACCAUUGACAAAGAUCUUGCCCUGCGAACUGGUCAACCUCCCACCAUAACCGACGAAAACUGUGAUCUCACUCUCCCGGCUGGAUAUCUCGAUCGUGCAUUCCUGGAUGUAGACGAUGACGAGGCACCGUUCCUCGGCCCGGUAUUCCCAUUUGAUAUACGCCUCAGCAUAAUUAAAGGACGAGCGCAUCGCGAGCUCUACACUGUCAGCAGUUUCCAAAAAUCAGACGCCGAGCUCCUCAAGUCGAUUCGCGAACUCGACGACGAACUUGAAGAAUGGCGACUUUCAGUACCUCCAAAAUGGCGACCCACAAUGUCUUUCUCCUCUGAAACUUCAGAUACAAACAUGAACAUGCACUCUGUCAUGUUACGGUUGAAUUACCACCUAUGCAUGACUAUCAUUCACCAAGCGAGCGGGCGGUGCAAGGCAUGGAUACAGGGCCAGAGCGGUAUGAUGGAUGGAGUGAGUUCCAGCAUGGCUCUUUCAGUCGAAGCCAGUCGAUCGAGUUUGUGUUAUCUCGAGGCAGCAGAACAUGUGGUGGUUGAUGGUGUUUUCUGGACCUUGAUAUUUUAUCCGAUGUCUGCACUGCUCACCAUAUUCUGCAGUAUCCUGCAGAAUCCAUUGGAUCCACACUCGCGGGAAGACUUGGACCGGCUGAAGGUUGCUACGGUCAUGAUCGAUCGUAUCUUUUCUCGGAAACUGCCUGAGUCCGAGCUUGAGCACUUCAAGCUGGUUGCUGAUUUCAUUAUAGAAUUGAAGCGAUUGGCUGAGUGUGCCAUUGAGAAGGCGUGGGCUGAGCAGCGUGCUGGUCAGUAA
Molecule: messenger RNA, 1902 nt
Organism: Penicillium salamii
Lineage: Eukaryota; Fungi; Ascomycota; Eurotiomycetes; Eurotiales; Aspergillaceae
Source: the annotation of a GenBank genome assembly